Messenger RNA from Diabrotica virgifera virgifera (western corn rootworm), 1115 nucleotides. RefSeq names its product DNA-directed RNA polymerase II subunit RPB3 (gene RpII33). Gene Ontology annotation, biological process: DNA-templated transcription. Gene Ontology annotation, molecular function: DNA binding; protein dimerization activity; DNA-directed RNA polymerase activity. Bases 133 to 963 code for a protein of 276 amino acids. NCBI's taxonomy places the organism in Eukaryota, Metazoa, Arthropoda, Insecta, Coleoptera, Chrysomelidae. The record is from RefSeq and is a predicted model, not a curated record. The transcript is spliced from 4 exons. Gene Ontology annotation, cellular component: RNA polymerase II, core complex.
UACUAGACAGUUGACGUUGACACUGUUGACAGUGACAGUUGAAAUUGAAAACCGGAUUAGAGAAGUUUUCUUGGAAAGUUGUUUUUUUAAAUAACUAACAUUAAAUAGAAGUUAUUUGUUUAAGGGUUUAAUAUGCCAUAUGCAAAUCAGCCAUCAGUUCAUAUAACAGAUUUAACAGAUGAUAAUUGCAAAUUUUAUAUAGAAGACACUGAUUUAAGUGUUGCGAAUAGCAUUCGCCGCGUCCUUAUUGCAGAAACUCCUACUCUAGCUAUAGACUGGGUAAAAUUAGAAGCUAACUCAACUGUUCUCAGUGAUGAAUUUUUAGCACACCGAAUUGGAUUGAUACCAUUAGUUUCCGAUGAAGUUGUACAAAGAUUACAAUAUCCUAGGGACUGCGUAUGUCUCGAUUUUUGUCAAGAAUGCAGUGUUGAAUUUACUUUAGAUGUAAAAUGUACAGAUGAUCAAACUCGACAUGUAACAACUGCCGAUUUUAAAUCUAGUGAUCCACGAGUCAUACCAGCUACUUCCAAACAUCGUGAUGAUGAAUCCUCAGAGUAUGGUGAAACAGAUGAAAUUCUUAUUAUUAAACUGCGAAAGGGUCAAGAGCUUAAAGUUAAAGCGUAUGCCAAAAAAGGCUUUGGAAAAGAGCAUGCCAAAUGGAAUCCUACAUGUGGUGUUGCCUUUGAAUAUGAUCCUGAUAACGCUAUGAGACAUACAUUAUUUCCUAAACCAGACGAAUGGCCUAAAAGUGAAUACAGCGAAUUAGAAGAUGAUCAGUAUGAAGCUCCAUAUAACUGGGAAUUAAAACCUAAUAAAUUCUUCUACAAUGUGGAGGCUGCUGGAUUGUUGAAACCAGAAAAUAUUGUCAUCAUGGGUGUAGCUAUGUUAAAAGAAAAACUGUCAAAUUUGCAAACACAACUCAGCCACGAACUAACACCUGAUGUUUUGGCCAUUCCAAUUUAAGAAGUUAAUUACAAUCAUAGGUAGAGUUCAUUCAACCACAGUUAUACAUUUUUUUUAUAAUAGAUAAGUAAGUUUUACACUAUAGGAACAAUUUUUGACAUGUUGACUAAAGAUCUUGUUCAAAUAGACUAGAAAUAAAAUUUUGAAUCCAA